Molecule: messenger RNA, 8853 nt
Organism: Meriones unguiculatus (Mongolian gerbil)
Lineage: Eukaryota; Metazoa; Chordata; Mammalia; Rodentia; Muridae
Gene: Vwa5b1
Product: von Willebrand factor A domain containing 5B1
Exons: 22
Coding region: 519-4190 (1223 amino acids)
Source: RefSeq, a predicted model, not a curated record
CCACAUGUUGCUCCUCUCUCUCUUUCGCACGCUCUCUCUCUCUCUCUCUCUCUCUCUCUCUCUCUCUCUCUCUCCCUUUCUCCUAUUUCUCUCUCGGUGUCUUUCUCCCUCCCUCUCUAUCCUUCUUUCCCUCCCCUCUCCUUCCCUUCUCCCCAUCUCUGUCUCUUCCUUUUCUUUCUUGAUGUCUGUCUUCUGUGUGUAAUUCUCUCAGCGUCUCCUCCUUAUGUCUCUGUCUCUUCUCUCUGUCUCUCCUUAUCUCUCUGCCCCAGCCUCCCAUCCCUGCCACCUCUUUCCACCAUCUCCCUGUCCCCAUCAUUUCUAAUCUGUCCUCUAGGGCCCCAGGGCAGUCAGUGCUCUGCGGGCUGUCCCCCCUCCCCCCCACUGCCAAGCUCCAGGCUCGUGCCUGCUGCCCUCUGGGCGCCUGGCGUGUGACUGUCUCCAAAGUCGCUGGCGGAGGGUGCGUUCUUUGAACCUCACAUCCUGAGAUCCUGGAGGCCCUGAGCUGAGAAGACAGCAGAAUGCCCGGCUUGCUGAACCGUGUCACUGGGGCAGCCCUGCCUCUCAUGGCAUCUGAUGUCACCUCCUAUGUCAAUGGCUACGCCCUGGGCCUGACAGCCUCCCUCACCUAUGGCAACCUGGAGAUUCAGCCCUUCCAAGCUCUCUUUGUGUAUCCGACGGAUGAGUACACCACAGUGGUUGGUUUUGAGGCAGUCGUUGGUGACCGGGUUGUGACCAUACAGAUCAAAGACAAAGCCAAGUUGGACAGAAGCUACUUGGAUAUCCAGUCUGCCACUGUCACAGGGAACAUUCCACAAGAGGGGGUUUCCAUCACCCCUCAUUCCUGCACACCGGGAAAGGUGGCCUUGGAUGAGGAUCUGGAGCGGAUUCUGUUCGUGGUCAACCUGGGGACCAUUGGUCCCAUGGAGAGUGUCACCAUCUUCAUCAGCACCUCCUCGGAACUCCUCACGCUGCCCAGCGGGGCUGUGAGGGUCCUUCUGCCAGCCGUCUGUGCCCCUACCGUAUCUAAGUUCUGCAGCCGAAGAUCUGGCUCAUCCAGCAAACAGACUCAAGGCAAAGACCCACACUGCUUCGGCAUGCAUAGCAUGGACUCCUACAAUGGGCUGUGUCUGGCCACUCUCCUGGACACAGAUGUGACCAACCCCAUGGAAUAUGAAUUCAACUUUCAGCUAGAGAUCCGUGGACCAUGUCUGCUCGCAGGGGUGGAGAGUCCCACACAUGAUAUCCGUGCAGAUGCCUCCCCGUCGGCACACUCAGCCAAGAGCAUCAUCAUUACCUUGGCCAACAAACACACCUUUGACCGGCCAGUGGAGAUCCUUCUCCACCCCAGUGAGCCUCACAUGCCACACAUCCUGGUGGAGAAAGGGGACAUGACCCUGGAGGAAUUUGAACAGCACUUGAACGAGAAAGCAGGUGUCAAUAGGGAGAUAAAGAAGGACGGCAGCGCGGAGAGAAAGACAGAAGUCAUCCGGAAGCGUCUCCACAAAGACAUUCCUCACCACUCAGUCAUCAUGCUCAACUUCUGUCCUGACCUCCACUCUAUGCAGCCCAGCCUGAGGAAGACCCACGGGGAGUUUAUCUUCCUCAUCGACAGGAGCAGCAGCAUGAGCAAGGCCAGCAUCCAGUGUGUCAAGGAGGCUAUGUUGGUGGCCCUUAAGAGCCUUGUGCCAGCCUGUCUCUUCAAUGUCAUUGGUUUUGGAUCCACAUUUAAGACAGUCUUUCCUUCCAGUCAGAUCUACAACGAGGAGAACUUGGCCACAGCAUGUGACUGUAUCCAGCGACUUCGGGGUGAUAUGGGGAACACCAACCUCCUCUCCCCUCUCAAGUGGAUCGUCCGGCAGCCAGUGCACCCAGGCCACCCACGGCUCCUCUUCCUGAUCACGGAAGGGGCUGUGAACAACACCGGGAAGGUUCUGGAGCUGGUGCGGAUUCACUCCUCUUCUACCAGGUGCUACAGUUUUGGAAUAGGACCCAGUGUCUGCUACCGACUGGUGAAGGGGCUGGCGUCUGUAUCCAAGGGCAGCGCAGAGUUUCUGAUGGAGGGGGAGCGGCUGCAACCGAAGCUGAUGAAAUCCUUGAAGAAGGCCAUGGCCCCGAUGCUGUGCGACGUGACCGUGGAGUGGAUCUUCCCUGAGACCACGGAGGUCCUGAUCUCUCCUGUCAGGACCAGCUCCCUUUUCCCUGGGGAACGGCUGAUGGAAUAUGGCAUUGUGUGUGAUGCCUCCUUGUACAUUUCCAAUUCCAUUUCUGACAAAAGGCGAAAGUAUGGCAUGCUGCAUGCUCAGGAAUCCAACAGCUCUGUCUUCUACCACUCUCAGGAGGAGGGCCAUGGCCCAGGCAAUGCAAACUGUGCCAAGAACUUCAACCCAGGGCAGACCAAAGAUGCCUAUUCAUGUGAUGGAGACUCCCUCGCCCAUCAUGGUCUGGAUGUCUCCCAGCGACGGAGAGCAUACAGCACUAACCAGAUCUCCAGGCACAAGGCUUGCCCACGCGCCAUCACAGCCAGCGACCCAACUGGGACCACCAGGAGAUACCCACUGCGAAAAGCUAAGGUGCUGCAAGAACUUGACAAUCAGAGCAGCUCGGAGAGCCAGUGUUGGCAGAUUGAUCUGCAGCCCUUAUUCAACAGUGGCCAUGACCUGAGGCAGGGCCCCAGGCUGCACGGCCCAGGGGCCCGCAGGCCCUCCCUACUGCCUCAGGGCUGCCAGCUCUUGAUGCUGUCUGGCCAGAAGCCCCAGGCCUCUAGCUCUAUGAAGGAUCUGGAUCCCUGUUCCAGCCCAAAGUCUGGCCCUGACAGCAGAAGCUCUGAGGACCUGGCCAUAGAGCCACCCCAUCAACACCCCACCUUCGAGACGGAAACAUCCUCAGACUGGGACCCCAUGGCUGAGUCAGAGGGGCAGGGGAGUCCCUGCAGGCCCGCCACUCCAGGCCCUGUGCUGGGCAAGGCUUUGGUCAAAGGUCUGUGCAACAACAAGCGCUUGCAGUGGGAGGUGAGCUUUGAGCUGGAGCCGCCAGCCCUGGAGAAGGGAGAUAUACAGGACGCCGACCUGUGGAAUGAGACCUUCCACCACCUGGCAGCCCGCGCCAUCAUCCGGGACUUCGAACAGCUGGCAGUGCGUGAGGACGAAAUAGAGCUGGGCUCCAACCGUCGAUACCAGGUGAACGCCGUGCACACCAGCAAGGCCUGCAAUGUGAUCAGCAAAUACACAGUCUUCGUGCCUGUGGACAUAAGCAAGCGGCGGUACCUGCCCACCGUGGUGAAGUACCCCAACUCUGGUGGCAUGCUACGAAUGGUCAGCUUCCGGAACCUGACCCGGCAGUGGAAGCGCUCCUCUGCAGGCUCUGCACGGUCCCAGGCCAUGCUCAGAGAACACUCCUCGGCCGCAGGAGACAGCAAAUUCCAGAGCCUGGCCCUCAAGGAAAACUCUGCUUCAACCUUCAGUAAAACCCUGUCCCCUGGCCGUGAGAAGCACACAGCUGCGGACGGUCCCCCUCACAACUUAUCCAGUAGUGCUCUGGCCUCCAUGAAGACCUCCGAGGCUAUGUUUGGAUCCAAGUUGAGUCUCAACAAGUCCAAGCUACUGAGCCGAGCUGCCAAAGGCUUCUUCAGCAAAUCGCUGGCCAAGGCUUCAGAGCCAAUCCUGGGCAGCCAGAGCUCUGACUACCUACCACUGUUGUCGCUACAGCUGGCCUCGGGAGCCUUUCUGCUCAACCAGGCCUUCUGCGAGGCCAUCCAAAUCCCCAUGGAGAAACUCAAGUGGACCUCACCCUUCAUCUGCCUCCGAAUGUCCCCCACCACCCGCCGGCAAGGUUUAAAGAGUCCACAGCACUGCACCAGCUCAUCACCUCCCCCACCCUGUGACAACGGCUCCCUAGAGCCCGAAGCCGAAGGCAGCUCAGAUCCGGAGCCAAACGCGAUGUUGGAGUACACAGGAAAGCUGUGGGCCACUGUGGUGGCCCUGGCAUGGCUGGAACACAGCUCAGCGAACUUCUUCAUCGAGUGGGAGCUGGUGGCUGCCAAGGCCAGCUCGUGGCUGGAGCAGCAGGAGGUGCCUGAGGGCCGCACGCCGAGCGCGCUCAAGGCCACGGCUCGCCAGCUGUUUGUGCUCCUUCGACACUGGGAUGAGAACCUGGAAUUCAAUAUGCUCUGUUACAACCCCGAUUAUGUGUAAGGGAGGGGGAGAGGGAUGGGCUGUUUGCAUUGAUAGGGGAACUUUUUGAAAGCUGUAUUCAAUAUAGUCUUGUUAGAAAGAGCCUUGGACUGGCAGUGGGUAGGCCUGAAUUCAAUCCCAACCUUGCUACCACCUACCAACUUUAUAGAUCAGUGACUGCCCCAUCAGGGCCUCAGUUUCCCCAUCUACAAAACAAGAAGGUGAGAUAGAUUUUCAAAUGGACCUAAACUUCCUUUCCAUUCAGACCUUCAAGCAGCUGCAGGAUUUGCUGCUGCUGGGGCAUGGCAAGAGAAAUGAACACGCAUGUGUGCACACAGAGAGAGAGAGAGAGGAGAGAAGAGAGGAGUUUCCCUGGAGAGCAAUGUUGGCAUGCACUAGAGAGAGCAAUGUUCAAGUCCAGUAAAAAAAAAAAGGGGGGGGAGGAGUCCAUAAGAAAACCUGUCAAAGACAGACCCAGAAGCUUCCUCCGGGUACUGAGAGACCUCCUCUGUCAGUUGCAUUGUGGCAUAGGCUUGAAUCUUCCUGGUAACAGUCCAGGGGCUUUAUCUCCCACUAGCAAGCCAAACAGAGAACCAUCCUUCCCAAGGCUUUGCAAGGGAUUCCUCCUAGUAGUUGAGCACUGCAUCUGUGGUAUGAAGUUUGGCUUCCUGUCUAAGAAGAUGUAGGGAGGACCAUGGGAGAAAGACUCCCUUCCAGCCUUGUAGCUGUGGCCUGCAGAACUAGUUUCUAGGAUAGGCAAGCUCACCGGAGCCAGCAAAGAGACCAGACUUAAAUAACUUACACAAGUGACUCCCUCCAUUUGUACUGAGGGGCUAGAACAGCACCUCCGUGUGCAUUGCAUUCUGGGAUAGUGGAGUCUCUAGCAAUGACCUGCAGAGAGAAAACUUCUCUGUAGAAAAAAAAAAAAAAAUAGGCUUGGCUGCAUUGUGUCUGUAGAUGGAAAGGAAUAAAAGGAUCUCGAAACUUCAAAGCAGGAGCUGGUGGGGGGCAUCCCCCAGUCCAGGAGCAUCAUGUGAUACCCCUGGACUGGUGUCAGACUGUCUAGGCCUUAAGCCUUCCCCUCACACUUGCCCAGAAGUGUGCCUAGAUCUCCCCAAGGACCCUAGACAGAAGCUGUGGACCUCGUAAAACCCUUAGUCCUAGGUCUUAGUUUCUGAUGUUUGUCUCCAAAAGUAGUCACCAAGGCCCUGAUAGGAAAUCCUCCCAACAAUUUCUUUCUGGUGAGACAAAUCUUGAUUAAACCAACCCACAAGGGUCUUAUGGGCACUGAGCUAGGACAGGGCCCCAUAAAGAUUCUAAAGGAUAUGCAGUCUAUAUUAGCAGCUAGAGUUGGGGGGAGGGGAUGCUUCCACAGAACACCUGCUAAGUGAAAGGAGGAGAGGCAGGCCCAACAGGAUUUGGGUGCUCUGCUCCUUGCCCUCAUGCCCUGUCAUGUCCAGCUACACUGCUGUAUCUUCCCAGAGGGUCCCCUUUUGAAGAGGCAAAGUCUCUUCCCUACUUCACGGGUCUCUUGUGCUUUUAAUUCACAGUCUGGAGAGAAACCGCCUCACCCAAGGUCCCAAGGAGAUACAAGGAGAAAGUUAACUCCCCUGCUUCCUCAAAACUCCCACCACUUUCCUUACUUAGCAGCUCUAGCUUUCCCAGGACCGCAAGGGUAGUGCCCACUGCCUGGUCAUCGUGGGUGGAAAAAUGGUCAGGCUGGGAGUCAGAACGUGUGGACCUGGGUCUCAGUCUUGAUGCUCCCUCGGACAGUGAGGGACUUCCCUUCUCCCGGCACUCUAGAGCUAGUGAGUUUCCUUCUGACAUUCCCCGGAUUCCCUCUUGGUAAACAGGGAUUUGCUCUCCCUCUGUGUGACUUUGAACAUGUUGUGUGUGCACCCCAGGCCCCUCUCUUCCUCUAGCAAUGAGCAAGCUGCACUGUCUAGUGAGCCCAUGAGCUUAAUCCCAGAGCCUCAGGACCUGGAGAGGACGGUGUCCAUGGCUCGGGGCAGUGGAGUUAGCACUAUGAGAUGCCUAGAAAGAUCUGCCCACGCACCAGCUGCCAGAGCUCAGCAGUGUGUUUGGUGUAUACAGAGAUGCUGGUCCCUAUAGCCCUGAACUCACCCUCCCAGCACCGCAGUACCAAGAAACAAAUCCCUUGGUUUUCAAUAACCCAAGGACUGGCGAAGGAAGUUUCCAGACAAGACAUGUUUGUAAAAACUGCUUCGGCGGUACUGGGAUGACUUGUGCCUCAGUAACCCACUACCUGCCUCACCAAGUAGAUGACCAAAGGGUUGGGCCUUAAGGAAAAGAUAAGAGUCAUAGAGAGUGGGUGCAUGCUGAGAGACCAGAGUGGCACAAAGAUCUCAAAGGGGCAUACUGCUGUCCCUGCGAGCUAGAUGAACUUGAACUCGUUUAGUUUGUUAAACCAGCUUUGCUUUCAAGGUCAUGUCAAAGGGACACCAAAGUCCUCACUGUGUGAAGAAACGUCCAGUGGGACUGCCCAGUCAGCCUCAACAUGGCCUUCAGUGGUCAAAACCUGGGCCAAGAAUUGAGGAGCUAUGGGUUGGUCCCAACCCAGCCGCCAGUGGGCUGUGUGGCUUCUGGCAACUGGCUGUCUUCCUCCAAGGCCCUCUUUUAUUUAUUUAUUUAUUUUUUUUGUAGAAUGCUAGGAUUCUAUGAGAUGUGUACUUCCAAGCCUGUUGCUCAUCCACAAGGAACUUCUGUAUGGCAAACAUGCUGGGGAAACCCCCAGAAAACAGACAACAAAGCAGGUCAGGAUGCUAAUCGGUUAACAGCACCACCAGUUCCCAAGGAGGUCACCCAGCAUGCAGCUCUUCCAAAGACGCCUGGUUAAAAAAAAUGCUGGUCUUUGGGCAUUUCCCUAAGUUGCCACUAACAUCUAAACAGCCUUUAUGGAGUGCUUGCUGUAUGGAAGGCAUGUGAAGUGCCCCCGUGAGCACGAUGUCCCUGUCCCUUUAGAGUUUGGCAAGGGGUACUGGAAGAGUGUCCAUGGCUCCCUCUGGCACUCAAUGGUCCAGGGCUGGGUUUAUCUUGACUGACCAUUCUCCAGCCCCCUGGUCUUGCAUGUGUGGGCAUAGCCUGAGCCUAGCACGGUCUGAGCUUGGCUUACACUAAUCUAUAGAUCUCCUGAGUGCUCAGAAAUUCUUGAUUGUGUGAGGACAGCUGGCCACAGUGAUAACCAGAGAGGAGUGCCACCAUGGGUUCUGCUUCCUGGUGGAGCAGGGGAGUACCUGCAACAGGAUGCCCUAUGGGUCUAUCUCCUGACACAGGCAGGCCCUGUCUCUAAGGCCCAGCCUAGCUCUGGAGCCCAGGGAAGCUUGGCCUCAGUAACUUAGCCCACACUGCACUGGUAAAUAUGUGGCCUUGGUUUCCAAUCCAUCCUCUCCCUGCCUGAAGGCAAGUGAGUGUCCCCCGUGACCUGAGCCAGCAUGGUUGUAGCUGAUUGGUGGAUUAUCUACUCCCAAUACCAACUCUUGCUGAUUUUCAUCUGUUCUCUGGAGGGGUGAAAAAGCAAGGCCCGCCGCCUUCCAGCUUGGUGGUUUAGCCAAUAGAGGCUUCUAGGGGUUUCCUCUAAGUCCUGUCUGCACCCUAUCUGAGAGACAAAAUUCCUCUACUAACCACAGCCCCGCCCUCUCCCUUGGCAGGGACCCAUAAGAGGAGAUAGUGUGGAAAGGGCCAGCUCCAUCUGGCCACAGCGGCCCUCCCCCAGAGAGUGGUUACUCCAUUCUCCUGAUUGGAAUCUGCCUGACACCCCAGAACUUGUCAUUUGGGGUUCUAAGUUGUGCCCCAGUUGUGACACACUGUUAUAUCUCAGGGUAACCCAGGAAGAAGUGCAUUCUACGUCCUAGUGCCCUGCAGCAGGAGAGGGGAGGCAUGGGGCAUGCAUUCACUGCUACUAAGCAGAGGUUGGUUGGUUGGUUUGUUUGAAUUCUUCCCUGACAGCGGCAGCGACAAAGAGGCACAUUUUAACAUGGUUCUCUCUACUGUGCCACUGAAAAUAACUGGGGCACGGGCAUGCAUGGCAUUGUGUGGUUGGGUAACCUGAUCCACAAAGAUCUGUCCCCAGGUCAGGGGCUCGGUAACCAUGCCCAGCCAAUUGUACAGUUCCCUGCUGGAGAGGGCCCUGACCCCUGUGUCCACCACUGAUCUGGCCUAGUGACUCCACCAGCCUCAUCCCAGCACUGCCUCCCCAGGUGACAAUGCCCGUGUGAGAUGUCUCCUGUUGGCGCUGCAAUUCUCCCAGACUCUGGGCCAACUGUCCUGGGAUUACAGCCGCUUCUAAGGCAAAGCGCGUGCGUUCGUGUGGUGACCUGUGGGAUAGCUUCAACUAUUUGCUCAGGUGGCUUUGGCUUAAGUGGCAUGGCCGGUGCUUGUCCCUGCCAGAGCCUCAAGUGCCUAUCACAUGCUGUGUUGUAUUAUUCCCCCUCCCUCCCCGCUCACCCCAGUGACCCCAAGUGCCUGGGACGCUUCCUGCUUCUUGCCUGGAGUAGCUGGUUACACUGAUGUUGCAGAAGUCCUAGGGGCCCGCUGUCUGAUUCCACCACUUAGCCAUGCCUACGCUAGAACUGUGUGUGUGUGUCUAUUUUCCAAGGAAUGGCUUCUUUGCCAUGGUGGCUCCUGUCCUCCUACAGGCUUUCGGCUCAUAAAAACUGCCCAUGUG